Akanthomyces muscarius is the source of this 2103-nucleotide messenger RNA. RefSeq lists its product as uncharacterized. Gene Ontology annotation, cellular component: cytoplasm; mitochondrion. Lineage: Eukaryota; Fungi; Ascomycota; Sordariomycetes; Hypocreales; Cordycipitaceae. Gene Ontology annotation, biological process: mitochondrial lysyl-tRNA aminoacylation. Gene Ontology annotation, molecular function: tRNA binding; ATP binding; lysine-tRNA ligase activity. Bases 1 to 2103 code for a protein of 700 amino acids. The transcript is spliced from 3 exons. The record is from RefSeq and is a predicted model, not a curated record.
AUGUCCUGGCGCUGGCGUGGGCCCUUGAAAAAAGCUCAGCCCGCGCUGCCAAAACCUUUUUUCCUCCUGUCCUCCUUAAGCUUCUUCUCUGUCCUGGCGACGAGAAACUUCCGUUCUGCGUCCAAGGCUGGCGCGUGUAAUUUUAUAGGAUGCUCUGAGUACACAAUGAUAUCUCGUAAUUGCUUGCGGCAAUGCCGCGCAGUGGCUGGGCGUAUUCCCCGUGCGAAUCCCGCCCGUAUGCGCAGCAUCGCUCUAUCUAGACAGAACGUUCAGACCUUUGCCUCCGUACCCGAUGCGAAAAAUGGCACAUCCAUACCCUCCGAGCCAUGUGACGAGGCCGAGCAUGCGUCGCCCUUCAAGCAGCAGCGCCGGUCAGACCUGGGCAAAGAUCAAGCGAGCGGAUCGCCUCUUUACCCCGAGUCUUAUCCUCGCAUAGAGCCGUCAGAGGCACGCAUGGCCGUCCCAGAAUUUCUUGAAAGUGAAGAGAACGAAUUGUCUCAGCCUCUCAUCAAUCUGGUUGGCCGUGUGCGCGCUAAGCGUGUCGUUGGCAAAAAUCUCGUCUUUCUUGAUAUCGUAAACGAGUUUCAAAAAGUGCAAAUCGUGGUGAAUAAGUCCAAGUGUGUCGAGCCUCUGGACAAUAUCUGUACACACAACUCCAAGAAGUUCCAUCUCUUCAGGUCGCUCAUCCAAGUUGGCGAUCAUAUAUCCGUCAAUGGUGUUCGUGACCAUACGCCUGCUGGUCUGUUGACCCUUGCCGCGAGAGAGAUCCCAGAGCUCCUGUCGCCAACCAUGGAGCAAAUACCCGAAGUUCUCACCGACUCCAAGACCAAAAUGCAAGACCGCCACGUAGACAUGCUCGUCAACAAGGAGACUGUCGACGUCCUGCGUCUUCGUUCCGAAAUUACCAAGCACAUGCGCGAUCACUUUCACUCGAAGCGGUUCCUCGAAUUCCAAACUCCCAUCUUGGCCGAGAACGCCGGAGGCGCGAUUGCUCGACCGUUUGUUACGCGUGCCACCGAGUUCAAAGACAAGGACCUGGCACUUCGUGUGGCUCCGGAGCUCUGGCUGAAACGACUCGUUGUUGGUGGUGUCGACAGAGUCUUUGAAAUUGGCCCUGCUUUCCGCAAUGAAGGCGUCGAUGCCACACACAAUCCUGAAUUCACAAUGUGUGAAUUCUACAGCGCAUAUUCUAGUCUGCCAGAUUUGAUCAAGGAGACGGAGGAGCUGCUCAUUAGCCUCGCCAAGCAUACGCAAAAGCUCAUCCAAACGCAACUCACCUCUCUGCCGCCGAUCGAUCUGCAAAAGUUCAAACGGCCAUUCAAGCAGGUCGAGUUCGUGCCUGCCCUGGAGGAAGCCACUGGCGUUCGCUUCCCCAAGCUUUCUGCAGAAGAUGCCCUGCCGGAGCUUCUUGCCCUUAUGAAGCUGGCGGGCAUCGAUAUUCCUGGCGACAUCCCUACUUCGCUGCCCAGGCUUCUCGAUCGACUGGCCGCCAUGUACAUAGAGCCCAAGUCGUUUGAAGAGCCUCUCUUCAUUAUCAACCAUCCGGCUUGCAUGUCGCCGCUAGCCAAGAGCUUUCUGUGUCCCAAGACAUACCAGCUGGUAUCCGCUCGUGCUGAGUUGUUCGUCGGCGGCCGUGAGCUCGCCAACAUGUAUGAGGAGGAAAACGACCCCAAGGAACAGCAGCGCAAGCUUACCACACACCGAAAUCUGGUCAACACGGAAGAUGGAGAGGUCGGCAUCAACGCUCCUGUGGAGAAGUCGAACGAUAAUGAAGCGCCGAAGGACGAAGAGACUCUUGAAGACGAGGUGGAGAUGGAGGAAUUGAGGAUGGAAGAAGAAGAGACAGACCAGGAAGUCUUCGACAACCAUAUGAAGAGGCCUGAGGAGGAAGACGAAUGGGCCACAUCACCGCUCGAUCGAAGCUACAUUAAGGCAUUGGACUACGGCUUGCCUCCUACUGGUGGCUGGGGCUGUGGUGUUGAGCGUCUCGUCAUGCUCUUCUCUGGUGCCAAUCGCAUCAGCGACUGUCUGAGCUUUGGCACAAUCCGAAACGUCGUCGGUUUGUCGUCUGACGCUGCCAAGAAGGAGGGUGGCAAGCCUUGA